This is a messenger RNA of Halteromyces radiatus, 174 nucleotides long. RefSeq lists its product as uncharacterized. The transcript is spliced from 2 exons. The record is from RefSeq and is a predicted model, not a curated record. NCBI's taxonomy places the organism in Eukaryota, Fungi, Mucoromycota, Mucoromycetes, Mucorales, Cunninghamellaceae. Bases 1 to 174 code for a protein of 57 amino acids.
AUGGCAACUAUUCUAUCUGUUAAACUUGGUGCUGACCUCUUUUUGUUUUUAUUCAUGUUGCCAAUGGUAAAGGGAUCUCGUGGUGACCUUAAGAAACUAUUCGAUGUGUUAAAAGUGGCGGUUACCUCUUUUUGUAUUAUUCAUGUUGACGAUGGCAAGGAGAUCUCGUGUUGA